AUGGCUGGACACAUCGACAAAACUCUAUUAGAUACCGAUCUACGAUAUCGUUUUGACUACGUAUCAAAAUUUCUCAAUUUUACUGCGGAUGAUAUUGCUAUGCUUAAUGCUUUUUCUCAAAUAGCUCAUCCACUCAUUCCGUCAGUGGUCGAGGGUAGUUAUCAAAAAUUACUCGAAUCUGACAUAACCACACAGUAUUUUCUUACAAAAAAUUACGGAUUUGAAGGCACUAUGACAACAGAUGCGACACAAGUCACGGUAAAAUCCGAGCAAAUGAUAUUUCGUAUAAAUCAUAUGCGUAAAUAUUUAUCACGAAUUUUACGUCAACGCAUAUGGAACGAUGCAUUUCUGGAUUUUUUGUCAAAUGUGGGUAAAAUGCAUACCAAUAUGGCAGGUGCACGCUCGAUUAAUGUUGACUAUAUUCAUAUAAAUGCUUUAUUCGGUCAUCUUCAAAAUGUUCUUAUCGACGCUGUUUUAAGUAAUGAUGAGAUUGAUGCAGCAACGAAGAAAGCAACUCUGCUUGCACUUAACAAAUUAUUCUGGAUUCAAAAUGACUUGUUUGUCAUGCAUUACAUUGCUGAAUCAAAAAAUGGUCAUUGA
Messenger RNA from Rotaria sp. Silwood1, 600 nucleotides. NCBI's taxonomy places the organism in Eukaryota, Metazoa, Rotifera, Eurotatoria, Philodinida, Philodinidae. The record is from the annotation of a GenBank genome assembly.